AUGCCACCAAGCCACCAAUGCCACAUCUGUGGGCAGAGUUUUUGGCGCCAGUGGAACCUUAGGCGACAUGAGGAAACACACGAAAAAGAAAGAGAGAAAUACAGGUGUCCUCAAUGCCCAGAUGCAUUCAUCCGAUUCGAAGAUCUGAGGAAGCACACCUGGGUUUCUCACAUGCCUGGAAGUGUCCGGAGAGAGGAGAAAGAUGGAAGACCAGAGGAGAGGAGUAGAGAAGAACCGGCAGAGGGGGAAGGAGGAAACUGGAGAAGAACAGGAGGGAAGGACCGGCAGAGAAGGAAGGAGGAAGACCAGAGAAGAAGAGGAGAGAAGGACCGGCAGAGAGGGAACGAGGAAGACCGGAGAAGAGGAGGAGAGAAGGACAAGCAGAGAAGGAAGGAGGAAGACCACAGGAGAGGAGGAGGGAAGGACCAGCAGAGAAGAAAGGAGAGAAACCGGUGGAGAAAAGGAGAGAAGGACCAGCAGAGAAGGAAGGAGGAAGACCAGAGGAGAGGGGGAGGGAAGUACCAGCAGAGAGGAAAGGAGGAGAACCAGUGGAGAAAAGGAGAGAAGGACCAGCAGAGAAGAAAGGAGGAGAACCGGUGGAGAAAAGGAGAGAAGGACCAGCAGAGGAGAAAGAAGGAAGACCGGAGGAAGGUGAGGAGAUGGAGGAUCUUGAGACGGUUUACCACGCCAACAUCUCCUUGA
Molecule: messenger RNA, 702 nt
Organism: Patiria miniata (bat star)
Lineage: Eukaryota; Metazoa; Echinodermata; Asteroidea; Valvatida; Asterinidae
Product: octapeptide-repeat protein T2-like
Exons: 1
Coding region: 1-702 (233 amino acids)
Source: RefSeq, a predicted model, not a curated record